Messenger RNA from Actinia tenebrosa (Australian red waratah sea anemone), 1332 nucleotides. RefSeq lists its product as uncharacterized. Gene Ontology annotation, biological process: deoxyribonucleotide biosynthetic process. Lineage: Eukaryota; Metazoa; Cnidaria; Anthozoa; Actiniaria; Actiniidae. Gene Ontology annotation, cellular component: cytosol. Gene Ontology annotation, molecular function: ribonucleoside-diphosphate reductase activity, thioredoxin disulfide as acceptor. The record is from RefSeq and is a predicted model, not a curated record.
AUGAAAAACCAACGAGGAGCUGGACAMAUGAUGGUCUUUCACGGURGGCGUUUUCAAAAAGGAURYGGACAAGUGGGUUAUGGCCUGRGAUCCUUUUUCCAAUCUCUAGCAAGAARUGCCAUGCCAUUUUUGCAGAAAGGAGCCCAAUCGUUGGGCAAAGCAACUCUUGAUGCAGGUGURAAUAUUGCAAAAGAUGUUUUAGCWGGAAACAACCUGAAAGAUUCGGCUCAAGCUAGAUUACAACAGACUGCAAAGACCAUAAAAGACCAGGCCCUGAACCACAUCACUUCUCAACAAGUGGAUGUAUUUCUCAAUGGAAUUCAAGUGACGCAAUCCACCGGCACCUACAGUUACAAAAGCAUGCUGGAGACCCUCUUGAAUUAUGGCUUCUCAGCCAAAAAGUCDCACCUCACAGCGGGGCUUUAUUACAAGGACACAGCAGGAGCCAUGGACGAAACAGAUUGCACCGACGAGGGAGACAAUAAAGGACUUCAAACCCGCUAUUCGUUCACCAAGGAAAGUUAUAUCGUGGACUUAUGGGGUCCCCUACACUGUGACAUGCUGUUCAGUGACCGUCUUCUUCUAAAUCACGUGGACGUCACCAUCAAAUUAAACCCAAACAGCUCAGCCUUUGCGUUAAUGUCCGGGGAAGCAUCUCCCAAUUACAAGAUUGCCAUUCAAAGUGCUAAUUUAAAGGUCCGUGCGGUGAAAAUAAGUCCCACCCUCCARCUCCAACACUUGACCGAGUUGAAGAAGGGUGUGAAUGCCAUCUACCCCGUGAGGAGAACCGAUUGCAAGACCUACACUAUACCCUUAGGAAAUCCAUCCAUUCAUAAAGGGGAUCUAUUUAAUGGACAAGUCCCUAAACGAGUAGYGUUGGCCAUGGUCGAUUCAGACGCGUUUAAUGGGAGUUACACCAAAAACCCAUAUAACUUUCAAUUGUAUGGAGCCACGUCCAUCAGCCUUACURUCGAUGGCGAACAGCGCCCCUUCAAACCCAUUGCUCUAAAGCUGGCACAAGCCAGGGAAAGGAAUUUUAUGGAAGUUUAUCAGACCUUAUUCUCGGGAACCGGUCGACUCUAUACAGAUUCUGGAAUCGAUAUCGCGCGAGAGGAUUACAAUCAAGGCUACUCCAUUCUCGUCUUUGAUUUAACCCCCGAUCUAUGCAGUUCUUCCACUCAUUUGAACCAGAAACAGAAAGGAAACGUAUCUCUGGAGGUUCAGUUUAGUACAGGCCUACCCAACGCRGUCAACCUUAUUGUUUACGGAGAGUUUGAAUCCACGGUGGAGAUUGACUUUGCUCGUCACGUAACUUUCGACUAUUCAGGAUGA